AUGAAGGAUCGUACAGAAAAGGACGGGUCCAGUUCCGAAGAGGGCGAUGACGAUGAAGAGGACGAGGACGAGGCCCGGGACGUAGUCAGCGCCGUCCACGAGACGUCGUCCGGCGGCUCGGACGAGGACCAACCCGUCGAGGCCGAGCCCGACAAGGAGGACCGCGAGUGCGAGGGGCGGGCGGCUGAGCUCGGGGUAGGGGAUCACGACCUCCAGCCCCAGGCGUCAGAUGAUGUGGCGCCCGACGAGGAGGUUUGUGAGGAGGUUGCCGAGGCCGAGGAUGGCGGCGAGCAGCGAGACCACAAGAAGGACGACGACGACGACGACGCGGUGUUUGCGACCUUCGUGACAGCCUGCUCCCUAGACCAGGACGACGACGAGAGCGUGGCGGCAUCUGGCGGUGGCGAGACCAGCACUUGGUCUCCCUUUGUGGCGGUGUGCGAGGGCAGCGACGUGAGCUCGGACAUCACCUCCCAGGACGAGGACGUGUCCGAGCACCACGGCCCGGCGGCGGACAGCCUGGCAGCGGCGGCGAGCCCCGUCUGCAGCGUGGUGGACAGCGCGUCGGACAGCUGCCCGGACAGCCCGCAGCACGACCCCACCGUCACGCACAUCACCCUGUUCAGCGUGCCUGACGACCUGCCCCCCGGCGACUCGGCGCCACCCUGCGCCGCCCCGCGUCCGGGCCGCCCCAAGAGCGCCUCUCGUCGGCGGCAGCCCGCCGCCGCGCCGACCUCGCCGUCGGCCUCUUCUACGGAGUGCGAGAGCAACGCGCCGGGGAGCUCCUCGGAGGACGAGACCGCGAACGAGGCUUCCCGCGGCGUCUCCGUCGUGCCAGAAGCCGCGCCCACGCCCGCCCCUCCCGCAGCCCCGACCCCGGCGCCGAGGAGGGCGGCCACUACUUUGCCCAGGGUGGUGGCGGCCCGCCCAGCAACUAUCCUUCAAUGGUGA
Molecule: messenger RNA, 951 nt
Organism: Frankliniella occidentalis (western flower thrips)
Lineage: Eukaryota; Metazoa; Arthropoda; Insecta; Thysanoptera; Thripidae
Product: histone-lysine N-methyltransferase SETD1B-like
Exons: 4
Coding region: 1-951 (316 amino acids)
Source: RefSeq, a predicted model, not a curated record